This is a messenger RNA of Sphenostylis stenocarpa, 1665 nucleotides long. The record is from the annotation of a GenBank genome assembly. NCBI's taxonomy places the organism in Eukaryota, Viridiplantae, Streptophyta, Magnoliopsida, Fabales, Fabaceae.
AUGAUAAACAGAAAAUUUUUGAAUGAUUGCUCUGCUUCAAACCCCUUUAUCAAUGUUAAUGUCACCUCCAAUUCUACCCUAUCAGAUGAUGGGUUCGUGACAGUCACAGUCACUGGUGUUUCCAAUCCUUCAAAUGAUGAUUGGGUUGCCAUGAUCUCACCUUCGAUUUCUGAGUCCACGCCUCUGAGUUUUUCCAAUCCCAAGAGGCCACUCUAUGGACAUCUCUCAAGCAUAGAUUCAUCUGGAACUUCUAUGAGAUUGACAUGGGUUAGUGGAGAUAAAGAGCCUCAGCAAAUCCAAUAUGCAAAUGGAAAAUCAGUUAAUUCAACAGUCACCACAUUUUCACAAGCUGAUAUGUGCAGUUCACUGCUGCCUAGUCCUGCUAAGGAUUUCGGAUGGCAUGAUCCAGGCUACAUCCAUUCUGCUGUUAUGACUGGCCUUAUCCCUUUGAGCACCUUCUCCUACAGAUAUGGAAGUGACUCCGUUGGUUGGAGUAAACAAAUCAUGUUUUCAACUCCACCAGUUGGAGGAUCAGAUGAGCUCAGAUUCAUUGCCUUUGGUGAUAUGGGCAAGACUCCUCUAGAUGCUUCAGAAGAACACUACAUUCAGCCAGGAGCACUUUCUGUGAUUAAAGCCAUUGCCAAUGAUGUAAACUCCAACAAAAUAAAUUCAGUCUUUCACAUCGGAGAUAUAAGCUAUGCAACAGGUUUUCUAGCGGAAUGGGAUUUCUUUCUUCACCUUAUCAACCCAGUAGCUUCCAGGAUUUCUUAUAUGACAGCAAUAGGGAACCAUGAGAGGGAUUAUGUAAAUUCAGGUUCAAUAUAUAUUACUCCUGACUCUGGUGGGGAAUGUGGAGUACCUUAUGAAAAAUACUUUCCAAUGCCAACUUCAGCAAAAGAUAAGCCUUGGUACUCUAUUGAGCAAGGAAGUAUUCAUUUCACGGUAAUAUCUACUGAGCAUGACUGGUCAGAGAAUUCUGAGCAGUAUGAGUGGAUGCAAAAGGACAUGGCAUCAGUUAAUCGACAGAAAACUCCUUGGCUGAUCUUCACUGGACAUAGACAGAUGUACUCCUCCACCCAUGAACUUUUAUCUUCUAGCACCAAGUUUAUUGAAGUUGUGGAGCCAUUGCUAUUUCAAAAUAAGGUGAGAGGCUUUUUGGAAUUGGAUCGUGGAGAAUGGGAGCAAUCCGUAGAUGAUGUUCCUUCACUUUUGGACAUUGUGAUUGCUAACACCACAGUCCUACACCGCAAUUUCACUGCACUUUCAGAAUUCAGAAUGGUAAACAGACGAAUUUUGGGCGACUGCUCUGCUUCAAAUCCCUUCCUCGAAGUCAAUGUCAUCUCAAAUUCUAGUCUAUCGGAUGACGAGUUUGUGACAGUUACAGUCACUGGAGUUGCCAAUCCUUCAGACGGUGAUUGGGUUGCUAUGAUCUCACCUUCAAAUUCGGAACAGAUGGAUGUGGAAAUAAAUAGUGCUGUAUUUGAUUCCUCACAUGAUGCAUUUAUUGGGUUUACAUUCACACAAAUAUUGGAAAAACCAUUGUUUAUCCUUGGAUUAAAUCCCAUCGAAAAAUUGGACAAUCUUGAAAACUACAAGCCGAAGAUUUUAAGCCCAGUGAGUGGAUUCCUUAAUGAUAAACAAGAAAGUGCUAACAUUAGUGAUUAA